AUGGAGAAAGGAAAUCAGAGAUAUAGCAAUACAGGGUUUAUAAAAGAUGAUUAUGAGCAACCUCAAGUUUUACUUAAUAUGAUUCUAGAAAAUUAUACAGAUGAUAUUAAUAAGGAGCAGCAAACUGGAAUUUUUCAAAUGAUAAAUAUUAUUUAUGAAAAAGAUGUAUAUAGUGGACCUAUUAAAGAGUUAAAUUCAAAGAAAGAUCUAAUUUCAACAGAUAGAGAAAAUGAAACUUUAAAUAUUGCAAACCUAAUUCAAUAUAAAGGAAAAGGAAGACCUGCUAAUAAAAGAUAUUUAUCAGCCAUUGAAAACACUAAAAGAUUAAAUAGUAAAGAUAAAUUUGCAUAUGAGGAGAGAAAGAAAAAUAAAAGAAAAUAUGCUACUUAUAAAUCUUAG
Molecule: messenger RNA, 399 nt
Organism: Funneliformis caledonium
Lineage: Eukaryota; Fungi; Glomeromycota; Glomeromycetes; Glomerales; Glomeraceae
Source: the annotation of a GenBank genome assembly